Molecule: messenger RNA, 854 nt
Organism: Salpingoeca rosetta
Lineage: Eukaryota; Choanoflagellata; Craspedida; Salpingoecidae
Exons: 2
Coding region: 207-854 (215 amino acids)
Source: RefSeq, a predicted model, not a curated record
ACAACAACAACAGCAGCAGCAGCAAAAGCAGCAGCAGCAGCAAAAGCAACGGGCACAACGAGCAAAAGAUGCAGGAGAAGAACAAGUGAGAUGCAGAUGACAUCCUCGCCUUCACCACGUUUGGCACACAACCCCUCCCAGCUACAACUUGGACGUGGAAGACCGCAAAUCAAGUCGUCAGCAACGACAGCAACGAACGCCCCAACAUGCACCACCAAGUCCGCGCAGAGUGCUCAGCCGUCGUCAUCUGCAACAACACCAACAGCGCGAUUGACGUCGCUGGGGCGGGGCCGACCAGCGCUGGCAGCCUCCCACGCUACAGGCUCCCACGCCACAAGCCCCCACACCACAUCCUCAACACCACAUGCGUCUACCGCGUCGAACCGUGGGGAGAUGAAGGCCAAGCGAGCGCGGCUGGGCACAGCACGACCUGCCCUGCAACCGCACACGACUGCUCGUCUUGGCGCUGGCAGGCCACCGCUAGUGGGCAGCAGCAAACCUGUCGAUCAGGCCGCAAACCAGCAGCUGCUGCAACCACAAUCUCGCACACCAGCAGAAGGAGGGCCUUCGGAUGCCACCACAGCGAAAGCAGCUUCAACACGUGCGCCCACAACAAGAUUGACGCCAACGGCAACGCCGACGGUGAUGCCAUCAUCAUCAUCAUCAGCAGCAGCAGCAACAACAGGAGCAGCAACAGCGGCGGCGACAUCAGCGCCACAUGCACAAUCGACACCACCAGCAGCAGCAGCAGCAAGGCAACGCAAGCCCCGCAUGUUGUCGCUGUCAUCCACAUCAACGGGACGGGCGUUUGCAGGGAGAAUACGUGCCACGCGUGCAGCAGUUUCGAGUGCUGA